Molecule: messenger RNA, 1102 nt
Organism: Bicyclus anynana (squinting bush brown)
Lineage: Eukaryota; Metazoa; Arthropoda; Insecta; Lepidoptera; Nymphalidae
Product: dual specificity protein phosphatase 23-like
Exons: 3
Coding region: 149-841 (230 amino acids)
Biological process (GO): protein dephosphorylation; cilium assembly
Molecular function (GO): protein tyrosine/serine/threonine phosphatase activity
Source: RefSeq, a predicted model, not a curated record
GUACUGUGUACUGCGUCAGUAUAAACACAAAAAGCGCGCUAGAUGGUCUACAGCGAAAGUUAUCAAUAGUGUCUCUGUUCGUAUACCUUUCGUGUACCUAAAUCUUUUGACGUUUCAAAUUAAUUUAUUGCAACAGCAAAAAUCUGCAAUGGCCGAGGUUGCUGAGGAAUACUACCACGUUUACACUAGGAUAGAAGAUAUCACAGAAGAGGAUGACAGACAUUUGGCCGGAGCAAAGAAGGAGACUAGAAAUGAUUUAACAAUUAUUAUUCCAGAAAAUCCGUUUCCAGAAAUAGCAGUAGAUGCGUAUCCUCCUUUGAAGUUCUCUUGGGUUAUCCCCAAAAAGCUGGCAGCCAUGGCUUUCCCGAGACAUAUAGAGAAUCUAAAGUUUCUCAUUAAUCAAGGUAUAAAUCAUCUGGUGACUUUGACUGCGGGUAAGAAACCCCCAGUGGACGAUAUGCCUAGGUUAAGAUGGACCGAGAUACCGAUAGAAGAAUUCCAAGCACCAACAGUGGAACAGAUUGGUCAGUUUAUUGAUGUUUGUAAACGAUCGGAUAAAAACGGUGAGGUGAUAGGUCUCCACUGCCGGCAGGGUCGCAGCCGCUCCGGUGUGAUGUUAGCUUGCUACCUGGUCCACUUCCACCGGUUCCUUCCAGACCAAGCUAUGAACGUUAUCCGAAUGAUCCGUCCAGGUUCGUUAGUAUUUGAAGAACAGGAAGAAGCAGUUGGCAGAUAUUUUGAGUAUCUGACGGAGAACAACCCACUUAGAUUCGGCGUCAGCGGUGAUGUCAUGGAGGAGUUUAUAGAAGUCGCUAAAGAUGCUACUAAGAAGGCCUCAUAGAAAUACAAUGAAACGAUAAUAGUUAAUUAAGGACCUAGGUUUAUUAAAAUUAAGGUAUAAUCAAUUUUAGACCUUGAUUGAAACUUUUUUAAGGUUGCAUCACUUACGGGCACAUUAUUUAUGUAGUAGCAUGUAAUAAUACAAUAGUAAUCCAAGUGUGACUUCAAAGUCGACAGUUUUCAUAUGAUUCGGAGCCAAAAUUUACGUCACAAAUGCAAUACCAAAAUUCCAAUGGCGUUGAUAACCGGUUCAAUGAAGACU